Molecule: messenger RNA, 4170 nt
Organism: Pyricularia pennisetigena
Lineage: Eukaryota; Fungi; Ascomycota; Sordariomycetes; Magnaporthales; Pyriculariaceae
Exons: 1
Coding region: 1-4170 (1389 amino acids)
Molecular function (GO): lipid binding
Source: RefSeq, a predicted model, not a curated record
AUGGCGCCCUCGGAUGAUUUCGAGCAGGAGGCCGGUCUCGGCAGGCGACUCUACACCAAGCCGCACUCAGGCAGGCACCCGAUCCCUACAAUCCACAGCUACCGCGAGCACAGGAAGGAGCUCGAGAGCCAACAGCAACAAACGGAAGCUGCUCAGCACGGACCAGAGGACGACUCCAGACCGAGGCGGGCCUACGAAUCGGUAAAGGCCAUCUUCAGGGACGAAGACAAACUUCAUUCAGAACACGAUCCAUACCCAUCGACGAACAGGCACCGAGCAGACAGGCCAAGGAAUGAGAGCCCUAAUGGAAAUUAUGACCAUGGAGGUCAUGAAGAUGACCGUGCGGUCGACCAGGAUGACAAGGGGGGCGUGGACGGUAAUCACAAGGAUAAGGACGAAUCCAGCAACGGCCAUGGCCACCAUCAUGGCAGUCUCAAGACACAUGGCAAGCGAAACAAGCAGGGAAAGCCGGAAAAGUCGGCGACAGAGGCUGCUGCAGGUGCCCUGGACCCCAAGGAGAAGCGCAAGGUGAUGAAGAAGACCAAGAGGCUGGGCGGCGGCCGAGAGGUCACAGAUCCGAUCACGCAUCUCCCCAUCAUCAUACACGACAGAACGGAGAAGGACUUGGAAUCAGCUGCGGGCAACGAUCUACAACCAGGACUCUCACAUUAUACAUCAACCGGCGAAAAGUCGGAAGAGGAGCUAGAGGAUGAGCGUGACGUGUCUCAGCGUGGUUACAAUGGCAUGCAGGCCCUGUUCCCCCCGCCAGACUUUGACCAUCUCAAACAAGAGCUGGAAAAGAUACACGAGCGGGCCAUGAUUGUGGGCCUGGCUGUGACUUCAUGUUUAACGGCGUUCCUGGUGUUCUUCUUGACGUCUAAAUCACCCGAAGAGAGCCCCAACAGCUUCCUCGGAACCGUGUAUCGGAUCGUUUCCAACACUGCGGGUAUGGCCGUCUUUGGAGGUCUGGUAGCUGCGGCCGUUGUUGGUACUGGUAACUGGAUGCGCCACAGGGUCUCGGCGCUGUUUGACGACGAGAGCUGGGAUGCAGCAAAACGUGAAGAGGGCGCCGUGGUUAAUUCGGAAGAAGAACUACCGGAAUCUGUUCAAUGGCUCAACAGCAUGGUAGCCUCGAUAUGGCCCCUUAUCAACCCGGAUCUGUUUGCUUCAAUGAUAGAUAUGAUCGAGGAUGUCAUGCAGGCCUCUCUGCCCAAGGUCAUCAAGAUGGUCAGCGUCGACGACAUGGGUCAAGGAAGCGAAUCGGUCCGAAUCCUAGGCAUAAGGUGGCUACCCACGGGCGCAGCUAGUCAUUCCGUGUCCGCCGACGGCAAGAUUGAGCAGUCUGGAGAAGGCUCACGAGAUGGGUCGAAACGCAACUCCCAGACCGACAUUCCCAACGCCGAUGGCGAAGAAAACAUUGAGAGGAAGGAUCACAACGGGAGACGUGACGGGGAAGGUGAAUUGGAUGGUCCGGACGCGCUCACAAAGCAUGAAGAGUCAAGUCCAUCCGCCAUCAGGACGGGCAUGAUGGCCGAGGAGGGCGACUUUAUCAACCUGGAGCUCGCUGUGGCCUAUCGUAGCCGCUCUUCUGGCAAAUCCAUCAAGUCAAAAUCCAAGAACGCCCAUUUGUAUCUCAAGUUUUACCUCCCUGGAGGCGUGGCCGUGCCCGUCUGGGUGGAAGUCAGGGGAUUCAUCGCUACCCUGAGGCUUCGCUUGCAGCUCACGCCCGACCCGCCGUUCAUCGACCUCUGCACCAUGACGUUCCUUGGCCAGCCCAAGGCGAGUCUGUCCUGCGUGCCGCUUUCGAAGCACAACCUCAACAUCAUGGACGUGCCCCUGAUCUCGUCGUUUGUGCAGUCGGCCAUAGACGCUGCCAUGGCAGAAUAUGUGGCACCAAAGAGCCUUACCCUGAACCUGAAGGACAUGCUCGUGGGCGAAGAUUGGAAGAAGGACACGACGGCACGCGGUGUGGUCUGGAUCUUUAUCAAGCAGGCCCGCGGCUUCAGGCAAGGUGAUGUCGGAUUGGGCCCCUUUAGCGAGUCGACAUCUGACGCGUACGUGACGGUGUCUUGGGGCAAGUUUGGUAAGCCUGUGUCGGCAACGCGAAUCGUGGAAAAAGAGCGGAACCCCGAUUGGCACGAAUGGGCCUCCAUCCUCGUCACGCCCGAGGAGCUCAAUGCAGAAGAGAAGUUGCGCUUGCAACUCUGGGACUCUGAUAGAUGGACGGCCGAUGACGAUCUUGGAAGGGUAGAUCUGGACUUGAAGUAUCUCAUGACCAACGAGGAGACCAUGAACCGGAUGCAGGAUCGGGAGGACAGAUUCUGCGGCGAAGACUCGGAGGAGCAGGUGCCCGGCACGCUGACCUGGUCCGUUGGAUAUUUCGCCAAGACUCGCAUCACAGACAAGAUCCUCGAGAAGCAAACCUACAACCCCGAGAUCAAGUCCAAGGCUCAACUCAAAGAGCAUGUGUCAAAAAUCGCAGAGCACAAGCUUCGCGAGUCGGACAAGACGCCGGAAGACAGCGAAGUCAAGCAGCAGAAGGCCCAGGACUACAAGGAGAUUGAGGAUAACAUGAUAAUAUCUGCACCUCCAUCCGAGGAAUACCCCUCGGGGAUUCUCAGCAUACAGAUACACAACAUCACUGGCCUUGAGGUGCAGCGACUGAACAAGAAGGACAGGAACACAAUCGGCGAAUACGCCGAGGAAUCGGAGCACGAAGACGACAUGCCUGACAGCUACUGCACCAUCAUAGUUAAUCACAGGAAGGUGUACAAGACGCGCACCAAGCCGAAGAACUCGAAGCCCUUUUUCAACGCUGGGACGGAGCGUUUCGUCAAGGACUGGCGCACCGCUGAGGUCAUGAUAUCGGUGCGGGACUCGCGUGAGCGGGAGAACGACCCGCUCAUCGGCCUCAUCUUCCUACCUCUCGCCAAGGUCUUUGCAAAACGCACUCAACUACACGAAGACUUUCCUCUGGUUGGCGGAAUCGGUUACGGCAGGGCGAGGGUCAGCUUGGUGUGGCGUAGCGUCGAGCUGAAGCUGCCAAGGAAUCUCUUGGGAUGGAACUACGGCACCAUUGAGAUUAAGGAUGGCGUCAGAUCCAAAGUCUACGGGGCUCUGCCUGCCGACAUACGCAAGAAUCGCAUCAAGGUCCGGACGAAUAUGGACAGGAUCAAGCUCUACCCCCGUGGUGGCAAGAAAGGGCACAACGGAUCCGACGGUCGUCCCGGAGAGUGGAAGCCCAAAGAGAAGAAGCAUCGGGACGGUGCGUUCCUCCCCGUUCGCAGGCGUUAUGCCUCAUGUCUCGUCAUCGAGUUUCGAGAAGACGGGCUCAUCGCCAACAGCACUGCAGCAUUCGCAGUGCUGUGGCUCCAUGACCUUGUGGAUGAGGAGGAGCAGGAGGUCACGCUCAAGGUAUGGCGGGGCUCAAAGGAUGCUCUCAAGCGAGCCGAAUCUUGCUGCGACUACGAUGGAAUGCACGACGAAGAAACCCACCUGGGCGAGGUUGUCAUGACGGUGAGGUUCUGGCGCGGCCUUUCGGGCUUCCACAAGAGUUACGCCUCCAAGUCCAAGAACACAGACAUGCGCAAUGUGAUGGAGUGUCUAGACACCAUCACAGACGAGGGCCUGCGCGACGUUGAGGGCGACGAGGGCGACGACUCGGACGAUAGUGACAGCAGUGACGACGAAGGUGUUCAAGAGCAGGGGGAGAACAGCAAUCAGGACGACAAGGAGACCGCCGAGGAAAGAGAGACGCGCAAAAAGCUUCAGACGCACGCCAACGACUCGGAGUCUGAAAAUCCUGACAGCGAUGACGACGACAAUGACAGGCUCAACAGGUCCAGGCAGUCUCAAAAGCUCUCGCUCUCCCGAUUCAAGAAGAUCAAGACCAUCUUCAGGUCACCAGUGAAUGGCGGCACGGACGCGGCGCUCAGCGUCGUGGCGCCGGGCCACAACUCGCCCGACGAUCCGAACACCGGGCUGAGGGGUCAGCUGCGGGAGUACAAGGACCACCAUCGGUCGCUGCACAGGAAGCAUCGGGGUGUGAUGCAAUGGCGGGUGAUCAGAGAGGCGGACCACGUCGGGAGCAAGUUCAGCAGGCUCAAGGGCACUGUUCAGGGGGCUUUCAAGCAUGGAGACAAGCACAUUGGGAUCGAGACUGAAGUUUAA